This is a messenger RNA of Rotaria sp. Silwood2, 469 nucleotides long. Lineage: Eukaryota; Metazoa; Rotifera; Eurotatoria; Philodinida; Philodinidae. The record is from the annotation of a GenBank genome assembly.
AAAAGCUCAAUUUAUUGAUUCAGUUGUAUAUAAAACAAUUCUAACUGCAUGUCCAAAUUUAUAUUUUUUUAAAUUUGUAUUAUAUUCAUCGAAUGGAAUAUCAACAGAUAUUCCAUCACAUGAAAAUCUUAAACAUAUGAUAAUUGAACUUCGAGAUUUCGAUUGGUUCUAUGAUGAUUAUAUAAUAAGUGGAUUUUUAGAAUGUGUACCGAAUUUAAAAUACCUUGAAAUACAUCGUAGAAAUUAUUCAUCAAAUAUUCGAGAAUCUAUUGAAUAUUAUGAUUGGUUAGCAGCAAUAAUUAAUAUUCGUUUACCAUUAUUACGAAAGUUUUUAUUUUAUUUUCAUUUAUCAAAAGAUGAAAAAUUAAUUGGAUGUAUUAAUGAGAAUAUAAUUAAUAAAAUUCAAACUGAUUUUAGUAAUGUACAUAAAGGUCAAUAUAUAGCUCAACUUAUAAUUGACAGAGAAUAA